AAGAAGUGCCACAGACUCGAGACAGACCGGAACGAUUACUCAGAGUGGCACUGGCCGUUUGUUAUCACUGCCACGACUGUCAGCCAGGGACGCCGAGAGAAAUCACUUUGCUUGUAAGUGGAGUUUGCGGCUUGGAGCAGGAAUCUCAGGACAUGCUGGUGACCCAGACGGGAGCCCGAUGGCUGCGCAGGGCGGAAGAUUUGGGGGAGGAGGUCGCCCGGCGGUGCCGCCCCUUUCUGCCCUCGGUGGCCCGCUUCUGCCUGGUGGCCACCUUCUUCGAGGACGCCCUGCGCAUGUGGUUCCAGUGGGUGGAACAGCUGGCUUUCCUCCAGGACCACCACCAGUGCUCAGACGGCCUUGCGGUGGCAAUAGUCCUGCUGAAUCUGGUGGGUCAGCUGGUGGGCUCGGCUCUGGUCAUCCUGCACCUGUUCACUAAUUUUGCGGUCACCCUGCUGGCCGGCCUAGUGCUGCUUCAGGUUCACAUAUAUGAAGUGCCUCUGCAACUGAAGCUGCUGCUCCGGAAUUUCUCGCUCCUCGGAGGCUUACUGCUUCUGCAUGUGGAAAACAAGGAGGCGGUGGCAUGCCGCAUCUACGGAGCAGGAGCUGGACUGCCUUUUGUUGUGAGCCGGCGUUCCCAGCAUCUGAUGCAGCUCACUGGAAGAAUCCUGCUGGCCCUCAUGUAUCUUACCCUCUUCCAGCAGUACUUCACCAUUCCAGCCAUGGUCUUGAACUCUUUUGGCCUGAUCCUGAUGGCCUUCAUCGUAAUGGGCUAUCGCACCCGAAUGGCUGCUUUGUGUCUUUCGCUAAUUCUCACCGUGUGGAAUGUGACCACAAACGCCUGGUGGUUCGACGAUGGAGAUUCUAGGGAUCUGCUGAAGUACAACUUCUUUCACACCUUAUCGGUGGUAGGAGGUCUUCUGAUGGUUGUGGUUCUUGGACCUGGGGAAGUAUCCCUCGAGCAAUAUAAAAAACAGUGGUAGCUUGAGUUGGUGUAUUUUUACAGUAAUCGAAAA
Messenger RNA from Drosophila suzukii, 1013 nucleotides. RefSeq names its product surfeit locus protein 4 homolog. The record is from RefSeq and is a predicted model, not a curated record. Gene Ontology annotation, cellular component: membrane. NCBI's taxonomy places the organism in Eukaryota, Metazoa, Arthropoda, Insecta, Diptera, Drosophilidae.